Molecule: messenger RNA, 1797 nt
Organism: Penicillium concentricum
Lineage: Eukaryota; Fungi; Ascomycota; Eurotiomycetes; Eurotiales; Aspergillaceae
Exons: 2
Coding region: 1-1797 (598 amino acids)
Biological process (GO): protein phosphorylation
Molecular function (GO): ATP binding; protein kinase activity
Source: RefSeq, a predicted model, not a curated record
AUGCGUCACUUCGAUACUUGGGUUCUCCGUGACCCCUACUCUAUUUGGCAUUACUAUCCAACCGGUCAUCGUUGGCGCGAUACCGUCCGCGAUUUAAUUCAAUCGCGCGCAAUCUGUUCCCCAGAGAACAACCUCAAACCACCCAUAGACUGGAGUCCACCUCAAUCUCAACAAUCUCCUCUCCUCCGCCUCCCAGCCGAAAUUCGCCAAAUCAUCUGGUCUUAUGUCUUCACCAACUCCCCUACCACCGAAACCCAAACCAUCCACUUAGUCCAACUAAAAGGCAAAAUUCGACAUGUUCUCUGUCCAGUCCCGGUCAAGAAGUACCCAAAUCAACCAAACCCAUCUUUAACCCAAAACCGCCACUGUUGCCCUACAACCCCAGCCCGCUGGCGCAUCUACGACGGCCGUGUCCCAGGACACAGCGAUAGACUUCUUUACCCACACACCCACUCCCAUCUCCCGUCAACAUUAAGCAAUAGCAAUACCGCUCUGCUACGUGUCUGUCGGACUAUCUAUUUCGAAUCAGAGACGAUACUCUACAAAACCUCGCAUUUCGACGUCGACGAUUUAUACACUUUUAUUGCAUUUGCGACGUCAUUGUCGCCUGUUGCGCGUGCGGCAAUUUCAAAACUCACAGUGCAAUGGAUGCCGAUUUGGGUGCCGAUGGCUGGGUUGGAUCAUAAGGGGUCGAUUUAUGCCCAUACGCAUAGUGAUGAGUUGUGGGUUAGGUUUUGGGAGGUUGUGGCUAGUUUGGAAGGAUUGAGGGUGUUGGGGUUGAGUUUGGAUUUGGGCAGGUUUACUAGUGUUGUAGGAAGUACCGGGGAGGCGGUGGUUUCUGGUCAGAGGAUUCCGUUUGGGAUUGGAGAAGGGUGGGUGAAGCCUAUUCUGAGGGUUCGGGGGUUGAAGGAGUUUGAUUUGGCCGUUACGGCGAGAUGUGAUUUGCUUGCUAAGGGGGUUGUUGAGGGAGAGUUGGACAUGGCGACAACGGAUCUACCUACUCCUUCCCAUAUCGAAAUUCGUCAUGUCUCUCGAUAUCUUCCCCCAGGGGUCUCCAAGAUCAUUACUCGGGGUGGUGAUAGCUUUAUCGGCUUCGUUGAUGAGUCCACUGUCUUGAAGUACCCAUGCUUUCCUAGCAACUGGGAAAGCUUUGAAAUAGAGGCUCAACUUCUCGCCAUCCUUGGAACCCAUCCCCGGAUCAUUCAAUCAAAGGGGCUGACCGAACACGGUCUUCUUCUGGAGUAUGCUCCAAACGGCAACCUAAGCGACUAUAUCACCUCAAAUAACGUUAUUUCUCUCGAUCGAAGGCUUAAUUGGUGUAAACAAGCUGCCGAGGCAGUUGGUUAUAUCCAUACAAAGCGUGUUAUUCAUUGUGAUCUAAAUGCUCGAAAUUUCCUCCUCGAUGAAAACUUUGAUCUGAUACUGGCGGAUUUCCAAGGGAUGCUCAAGUCGAUUGAUGGUGAAACAUUAUUAGAUGGGCUAUCGCGUGAGUGUUCAAAGUCAUUUCGACCGCGGGUCCACGGGGACUAUGCGGACGUGCACACCGAUCUCUUUGCACUUGGCUCUGCAAUUUAUUAUAUCAUGAACGGGCACGAAAUCUUUCCUGAGCUAGAUAGUUUUGAGGAUGAUGAGGAGAUACUGUCUUUGUUUGAACAAGGGAUAUUUCCAUCUGAUGAGCAAGAGCAUGUAUGUUAUUUCAUCACGGAAAAAUGCUGGAAGCAACAAUACCAGUCUGCUGGAGAUAUUGUUCGGGAUAUCGCUCAACUACGGGGAGUAUCCGAGAAGGGUGGUAUUUAG